This is a messenger RNA of Periophthalmus magnuspinnatus, 648 nucleotides long. It is a transcript of the gene cldnk, whose product is annotated as claudin k. The record is from RefSeq and is a predicted model, not a curated record. Gene Ontology annotation, molecular function: structural molecule activity. NCBI's taxonomy places the organism in Eukaryota, Metazoa, Chordata, Actinopteri, Gobiiformes, Gobiidae. Gene Ontology annotation, biological process: bicellular tight junction assembly; cell adhesion. Gene Ontology annotation, cellular component: bicellular tight junction; plasma membrane. The transcript has a single exon. The coding region runs from base 1 to 648 and encodes 215 amino acids.
AUGGCGACCACAGGCAUGCAGCUGCUGGGCCUGGUCCUGUCCAUCGUGGGCUGGGUGGGGGGGUUUGUCGUGUGUGUCAUCCCUCUCUGGAGAGUCACUGCCUUCAUCGGAAACAACAUAGUGACGGCUCAGAUUACCUGGGAAGGUCUCUGGAUGAAUUGUAUAGUGCAGAGCACAGGGCAGAUCCAGUGUAAAGUGUAUGACAGUUUGUUAGCUCUGCCCAGUGACAUGCAGGCGGCCCGAGGACUCACCGUCCUCUCCCUCCUGAUGUGUACUCUGGCUCUGGCCAUGGGGGUUCUAGGGGUUAAGUGCACUAAGUGCAUUGGUAUUAACAGUGUGAAAGCCCGUAUCGCCCGUAUUUCUGGUGCACUCUUUGCUAUUGCAGGGUUCCUGUACCUUGUGCCUGUGUGCUGGACUGCUCACUCCAUCAUCAGGGAUUUCUAUGACCCACAUGUGGCAGCUCCACACAAGCGCGAGCUCGGUCCUGGUCUGUACAUUGGCUGGGGAGCAUCAUCCCUGCUCCUCAUUGGGGGCUCUCUGCUUUAUGCUGGAUCCAGCCCCCCAGGUAUCCCUGGCUCCCCCACCUUUAGCAGUGGAGACAGCAGUCCCCGUAGAACACCUGCCACACAGGUCAAAGGUUAUGUCUGA